GAGUGUGCGGCUGGCGGGCUGCAGGCCCAGCAAUAUACCGUGGGCGACAGCGCCUCUGGCAGUGGGGAUCGCAGUUGUACCCUCGGUGGCCGAGCAGGCGCAGGGAUCUAGGCUGGACCCGCGGGCAGUGGGCGUGACCUCGCCGUCCCCGAACCCGCGGCGCACUCGCGCGCCACAGCACACCGAACGAUGCGCGCCCCGGGCCGUCCCGGAGGCUGAUACCGAGCUUGUUGUGCCCAUGGCCGAUCCGCCGCGAUCCCUGGCGCCCGCCUCCUCCCGCCAGGGCGGCGCGUCCUGGGCGGCCACCGGGCUAUGGGCCGCGCUGUACGACUACGAGGCGCGCGGCGAAGAUGAGCUGAGCCUGCGGCGCGGUCAACUCGUGGAGGUGCUGUCGCAGGACGCUGCGGUGUCGGGCGACGAGGGCUGGUGGGCCGGCCAGGUGCGGCGCCGCCUAGGCAUCUUCCCCGCCAGCUACGUGGCGCCGUGCAGCCCCACGUCUCCAGCUGCGCCUCAGGUCCCUCCGCCGCGGCCUGGCUCGCCAGUACACGUCGACUUCGAGCGGCUGGAACUCAAGGAGCUGAUCGGCGCGGGCGGCUUCGGGCAGGUGUUCCGCGCCACCUGGCAGGGCCAGGAGGUGGCAGUGAAAGCAGCGCGCCGCGAUCCAGAGCAGGACGCGGCGGCGGCGGCCGAGAGCGUGAGGCGCGAGGCGCGGCUCUUCGCCAUGCUGCGGCACCCCAACAUCAUCGAGCUGCGCGGCGUGUGCCUGCGGCAGCCGCACCUCUGCCUGGUGCUCGAAUUUGCGCGCGGCGGGGCGCUCAACCGCGCGCUGGCUGCGACAGAUCCGCGUGCGCCCGGCCCGCGCCGCGCACGCCGCAUCCCUCCACACGUGCUGGUCAAUUGGGCGGUGCAGAUCGCGCGUGGUAUGCUUUACCUGCACGAGGAGGCACUGGUGCCUAUCCUACACCGGGACCUCAAGUCCAGCAACAUCUUGUUGCUGGAGAAGAUAGAACAUGAUGAUGUCUGCAAUAAGACCCUGAAGAUUACAGACUUUGGGCUGGCGAGGGAGUGGCACAGGACCACCAAGAUGAGCGCGGCAGGCACCUAUGCCUGGAUGGCCCCUGAGGUCAUCAGGUCAUCCCUGUUCUCCAAAGGCAGUGACAUCUGGAGCUAUGGCGUUCUGCUGUGGGAGCUGCUCACAGGAGAGGUACCCUACCGCGGCAUCGACGGUCUGGCUGUGGCCUAUGGGGUAGCAGUCAACAAGCUCACUCUGCCCAUCCCAUCUACCUGCCCUGAGCCAUUCGCCAAGCUCAUGAAAGAGUGCUGGGAACAAGACCCUCAUAUUCGCCCAUCAUUUGCCUCAAUUCUGCAACAGCUGUCUGAUAUUGAGGUGGCUGUGAUGACUGAAAUGCCCCAGGAAUCUUUCCAUUCCAUGCAAGAUGACUGGAAGCUGGAAAUCCAACAGAUGUUUGAUGAGCUGAGAACAAAGGAAAAGGAGCUGCGGUCCCGGGAAGAGGAGCUGAGCCGCGCUGCCCUGCAGCAGAAGUCUCAGGAGGAGCUGCUCCGACGCAGGGAGCAGCAGCUGGCCGAACGCGAGAUCGACGUGCUGGAGCGCGAGCUCAACAUCCUCAUCUUCCAGCUCAACCAGGAGGGCCCGCACGUGAGGAAGAGGAAGGGCAAGUUCCGGAGAAGCCGGCUGAAGCUCAAAGACGGACAUCGGAUCAGUUUGCCUUCAGACUUCCAGCACAAGAUCACGGUGCAGGCCUCCCCCAGCUUGGACAGGCGCAGGAGUUGGGACAGCAGGAGCUCCAGCCCGCCCAGCAGCCCCACCAUGCUUCCCCGCCUGCGGGCCAUUCAGUUGACAUCUGACGAAAACAAUAAAACCUGGGGAAGGAAUAUGGUCUUUCGGCAAGAAGAAUUUGAAGAUGCAAAAAGGAAUUUCAAGAAGAAAGGUUGUACUUGGGGACCAAGCUCGAUUCAAAUGAAAGAAAGAACCGAUGGCAGAGAGAGGGUGAGGCCUCUCUCUGAUGGCAACAGUCCUUGGUCAUCUGUCCUAAUAAAAAGUCAGAAAACCACACCCUUGGCUUCACUCUUUGUGGACCAGCCAGGAUCUAGUGAAGAGCCAAAACACCCUGCUAAUGGAGAACACAGAAAAGCAAAGCAAAUGAAGCUGCCUGGUCAGGCCUCCACUGAUCUACCUCUCUGCAAAGAUGGUCAGAGACAGAACCUGGGGGAGGCUGAGGGCUGGGAAGAGGGACCCACAGCCAGCUCUGCUGUAGUGCCCCCUCGGAUGCCUGCGAUCAGCCCCAGUGGACCCCACAGGAAGAAAACGGAGUCAGCUCUGUAUGGGUGUGCAGUGCUGCUGGCAUCAGUGGCGUUGGGACUCGACGUCCGAGGGAUUAGCAGAGCAGAGGCUGUGGAAGAGCUGCCACCCAAGGGGGACAUGAAGAGUCAGGAAGGGGUCCUCCAGCAGGCUUCCAGCCCGUCUCCUGUGCUGCUGUCUGCAGACAGGGACCCCAGAAGCACCACAAGCCUUCUCUCCAUGAGGUGCUUGCCACAAACAAAUGGGGACAAGCCACCCAUAUGCAGCACCCAGAUUCCUCGAAAGCCUGAGCUGCCUACCCAGGAUUCCUGUCCAGCAUGUCCAGAAAGCACCCGAGGGCUGGCCCCGGGGCCAAGAAUUGAGACUGAUCACAGAGCAUUGAAAAGUCUGUCUCUCUGUUCCUUGGGGCAGACACAUGAUGGGAAUGUGCCUCACUAUGCUUCCCCAAAAGACACAGCCUCACAUCACAGGCAGACCUCAUCAGGCGGAAAACCUUUGCUGACUCCACGUGCCCCUGGAGCCUCUGCACUGCCACCUCCUGCCUUACCUGGCCCUCAUGGUGACCUACCGAGCCAGGUCUCUGCUGAACUGAAUGGGGCUGUCACGGUUUUGCUGCAGCCUGGCCCUGUCUCCCUGAGAAGUCCAUCAGAUGUGCCAAGGGCCGUCCCACGCAGGGCACAGUCCCAGCCUGCACGGGCAGCCUGUGGCAGGGACCACACGGGGCCAGGCCCUGCCUGUGUCCUGGGUUCCCAGGUGUCUUCCUCACCGGGCACCAAUGUGGAUGGACAGAGGCAGGACUGCAAGGGGCCUCUGUGCCGGAUGAAGAGCCCAGCUCACCAGCUGUCCAUCUAUGCCCUGGAGAAAGAGUUUCUGACUUAAGUGCCUUUGCUGGGAAAGCAUUACUGUUUCAGGUGAACAAAUGCGGACACCGUUUGUGCCUUUGAGGUGUGUCCUCUUGCUGUGUGUUGGAAAGCUGCCACCCAGUGACUCCAUUAGGAAUAGAAACCAACUCCAGAGGGGCACAUGACUGCUUUUAAUUGUCUGUAUCCUGUCCCCAGGAUCCUACCUAGUAAUUUGAAAUACACAGAAGUAUAAACCAAAAAUAUGCCCCAGGUAAAAUUGUGCUGGGUGGAAUUCCCUUAAGCACUUUUGUUUUUUUAACUUUUAUUACCACAUGUUCUCAGUGCAUAGUGAUUGCAUUCACUGUAGGGGAUUGGUUCAUGCACGUAAUGCAUUUCAGUUCCCUUUUAAGCAUUAUCUUAAGGCCUUGUUUUCGUAUCCGCACCCAUGAGCACGCAGUGAAAUUUUGAAGACACUUGUCUUUGCUUGCUUGGUUUCUUCUUUUUCUUCAACUUGUCUCUUCUUGUUUUUAAUUUGUGCAGCACAAAGUCAAAAAAUAGUUACUGGUUUCUUGGCAGUGAUAGUGUGAUAUAAGAAAAGAUACCUUAUAUUUACAAAAAAUCUGUUGAUUAUAACAGAUACAGAGUCCUGUUUAGAACACCUCCACCAUAGAUUUCUGAUGCAUAAGUAUGUCCAAUUUUGCCUCAAUUAUACAGUAUUUUGCUUUGAUAAACUAUUGAAGGUAACAUGAAAGUUUUGCUGGUUGUAGCUGCUAACCGUUUUGCCCACUAUAAUUCUAAAUGGAUGCUAAGGAUCAGCGAUUCAUGGUGGCCAAGACUGCUGCAACCCCAGAGUGAGCCUCGGGAUGAUGUAUUCCUGCAGACAAGCCUCUGUUGACUUGGCGUGAAUAGCAAAACUUCUUCAUUCUCUGUGUCAUAUACAUUUUAUGUAUGAUGAGUUACAAAUGCCUGUGUUCAUAGAUAUUUUGUAUUAUAAACAUUGAUGUCAUGUAAUUUUCCUUUUCUCUAUUUGUGUACACAGUUAUUCUAAUACAAAGACUAACACUGCCCAACUCAAGGAAUUAAAAUUGUAAGAAUUUAAAUUCUUUUUGUUAUUACUUUACAUUUCAUUUAAUUGUGGAUGUUGGACAUCUAUUGUAAUAAGCAUUUAUGGUGGAAAUAACUAUUAUAGAUUAUUUCUAGAAUUGUUAAAUGUGUCUUGGAUUAUCAGAUGAAGAUUUUAAAUGAGUGAAAGAUAUUUAUGGGUCACUUUUAUAAUCAUACAAAUGGCCUGCAGUAUUACUGGGACAGGAAACAUUCUGCAAGAGCUUGGGGAUUUUGCUUGGGUUUCUGACCUGCUGUGUUUCCCUUCUGUCACUAGGUUACGGUUAUUCCAAUGCAGACAAUAAAUGCUUAAAAUUUUACAUGCAGUGAAGAGCUAAACUACAAUUCUUGCUAUUUCAUUUAAAAUUUUAACUUGGUUAAGGUUUACUCAACUGCAAUUGCAGCAAUUUAAGGUAAAUUAAAUCAAGUGUGAAGAAAUUUUAGUCACUGCAUAGAAGUGUCCCUGCACCAGUAGGGACAGCACUCAUAUAGCACUGUGUCAUAACAAAACAACCCUGCAUUUCAGAUUCUUACAGCAAAGACUUGUGUGCUUAUCAUGUUUUGUGGUAUUAUUGUUUGUUCUACAAUUUGGCUUCAUUUUUGAAUUGUUUGUUACUAGAUUAUAUAAUAAUGAUUUGCUUUCCUCAAAACUUCAUCAUAUUUAACAUCUGGUUGGCUGCUUUAUACAAAAGUCAUUUGGAGGAUGUAGCUUCUAGCUAAAAAUGAAAUGGAUUCAAUGCCCCAAAUAAUUGUGUAUAAGAGAACAGGUGUGGACUCUCUCCUCAGUUCUGCUCCUGCCAGGACACCCCUCACGUGUGUGUAUGGCAGGUGUGAGUAAUGUCAGAUAUGUGUGUGUGUGUGUGAUAACAGGGUGUGAUAGGUGUGCAUGUGAAGUCUGGAUGGAUGAGACGCUUGAGUGUGAGUGGGCGUGGUGUCCAUCUGUCUUGUCCCUCUCUGCUCUGUCCCAGCUCCAGGUCAGCUCUUCCAUUAUGAUAAGGUUAGAAAUGAAGCUUUGUUAUUUAGAUAAUUGCGAUAUGAAGAUUCACCCCACGUGUUACUGCAAAUAGUCACUUAUUGCUAUGACACAUGGACACUUGUGACUUUUUUAUGUGUGGUCUACUUAGAAGAAUCUGUUUAUUAUUUUCACAUAGGCUUAAUAGCUCGCCAAAAGAUCAAUGAAGCUGACUGCUGUUUCUGAACAAUUAAGGUGCUUCCCUGCAGAGACUGGAGGAAUGGGCCUGAUAUGCUGUAUUAUAAACUCUGUGAGAUAGAUUGUUUACAUUCAUUGUCUAUUUUUCUAAUAAACAUUUUUAUAGCUGU
Messenger RNA from Cavia porcellus (domestic guinea pig), 5583 nucleotides. RefSeq names its product mitogen-activated protein kinase kinase kinase 21 (gene Map3k21). The record is from RefSeq and is a predicted model, not a curated record. The transcript has 10 exons. Gene Ontology annotation, biological process: protein phosphorylation; signal transduction. Gene Ontology annotation, cellular component: cytoplasm. Gene Ontology annotation, molecular function: protein binding; MAP kinase kinase kinase activity; ATP binding. Bases 239 to 3199 code for a protein of 986 amino acids. NCBI's taxonomy places the organism in Eukaryota, Metazoa, Chordata, Mammalia, Rodentia, Caviidae.